AUGAAGUACAUCUCGUCCGUGCUACGGUCGUCCACGGUGCGUCGGUCGAGCGCCCACUCGCGCAGUAGUGAGAAGGCCCAUGUGAUAGAGCGUGGCGCGGUCGUCUCGCCACGCACCGUGUUGCUUGGCCUCGUGCUCAACUCGUCGGAAUUCCUCUUUGUCGCCUCGAUCAUGGAUCUCGACUGGACCGGUCUCUGGGAGCGGCAGUCGGUGACUGCGACGCCGUCCUUUGCCCGCGACUGGUCGCUUCUCGAGUCGAACUGCGCGCUUGAUCGAGAGGGCUUCGUGCCCGCCACUUGCGCGGUGAUCCGAGAGCUCCAUGGCGCUACGAUGCCCACGAUCGGGCGGCUUCUCGGCUCGCAGUGGCAACCAACGACGCCCGUGCGCGUCACCGCCUGCGUCAUGGGCGCCACGGCCGGGUUUGGCGCUGUUCUCUUUUUAGCGUUCGAUUUGAACGGACCACCCGCAACGUGUACGCUUGCGUCGACGUCGUCACUGAUUUUAGGGCUCGCCCUCCUCGAAGCCACGCUCUAUGAACCGACGACGCCGCGCUUUCUGCUCAGCACCUUUGUCGACGCGCGUGACGUCAUGACAAUGACACGGACCGACACGUCCGGUGCCGCAACGACCGUCACGGCCAACGUCACCAAGGUGUGCAUUACACCGGACGGCCAACACGUGACACCGGCGUCGCAUAACGUCACGAGUUGGGCGUUUGCGUCGCAUCCCAUGGGGACCAACGCCAACGAAAUCACCUUGUUUCAGGCCAUCUUGGUACCGACGAUCUUGCAUUUGGUCAACGGCGAUUUUCUGACAACGCUCUUGGGGUGGCGCGGCGUCCUGCGCCAGCAACCCGUGCCGACAUAUGACUUUGUCUCGGGCCUCGAGCGCCGGCGCCUCGCGCUUCUCUUCCUCCUGCUCGUGCGGCUCCCAGCUCUCGGGUACAUUAAAGUGACGCGCCUGUACAUGGUCACGACAGAGGACUUUGGAAUCUACUGCAUUGCGAUGCUCAUGGUGAGCGGUCUGCCCGUGUUUGCGUUUUGUUGUUGCUGCCUUCUUCUUCACAUGCUGCCGACGCCACGAGCGCUACGGGGGCGAGCGAUUCGCGUCCUCGCACCACUUUUUAUGCUGGGGACCAUGUUCUCGGUCCUCAUUGCCACGUGCAUCUGCACGAACCCGCAGAGCACGCACCAAGACCCGAUCUGGCGUCGCCCAUCGUCGCUCUCGCUGCAUCUGCCGAGGACCAAGACGCCGUUAGCCCUCGGUGCGUACGUAUCAAAGGACGUGCCGUCGGUGGCGACGCUGCUUGCUGGAGAGAUUGCGGCCUGCGUGGGGCUCACGCUCGUGGUGAGCAUCGCCGUGCCCAUGUGGCAGCACCGGCGCUGGACGCUCGACACGACGUUUUUUGCCCGCAACGAGUUCUUGGCGCGCGAGCGCCCCCACGACUGCAUCAAGUACGGAACCAAAAUCUUUGCCCAACCGAGCUUGAUUGCGCUCCUUGGCUACGUGUUUAUCGAAGUCGCGCCCAAAACGCGCCAAGAUAUUGCCGUCAAUAAGGACGCGACGAGUGCGCCCGCAGAGUUCCUACUGCUCUCCAUGUACGACCUCGUGCCGACGCUGUUGCCGUGGAAACUGCGGUGUCCGCACCUUGUGGGCUCCGUGCUCAACUAUCAGUAUAUACCGGCGGCGCCUAGUGCCGUCGUCGGUCGCCACUCCAAGUAUGUGCCGACCAAAGGCAUGUGUGUGAGCUAA
Messenger RNA from Saprolegnia parasitica CBS 223.65, 1752 nucleotides. RefSeq lists its product as hypothetical. The transcript is spliced from 3 exons. The record is from RefSeq and is a predicted model, not a curated record. Bases 1 to 1752 code for a protein of 583 amino acids. NCBI's taxonomy places the organism in Eukaryota, Oomycota, Saprolegniomycetes, Saprolegniales, Saprolegniaceae.